Hibiscus syriacus is the source of this 629-nucleotide messenger RNA. Its product is annotated as ATP-citrate synthase alpha chain protein 2-like. The transcript has 6 exons. The coding region runs from base 1 to 582 and encodes 193 amino acids. The record is from RefSeq and is a predicted model, not a curated record. Gene Ontology annotation, molecular function: ATP binding. Lineage: Eukaryota; Viridiplantae; Streptophyta; Magnoliopsida; Malvales; Malvaceae.
AUGUUGUUCGGGAAACGUGGAAAGAGUGGCUUGGUUGCUCUCAAUUUAGAUCUUGCUCAAGUUGUUGAAUUCGUUAAAGCACGCCUUGGCACUGAGCUGCCGCCGCCAUUUCUUAUCAAUUUUCUCUUAGUUAGUUUGAAUGAUCCUGCCAAGGGAAGAGAUAAUUUCUCAUUGAAACGAAAUUUUGCAUUCAGGUGGGGUAACAUAGAGUUUCCUCUGCCUUUUGGGAGGGUCCUGAGCCCUACAGAGAGCUUCAUUCAUUCGUUGGAUGAAACGACAAGUGCAUCUCUGAAAUUCACUGUUUUGAAUCCGAAAGGGCGUAUCUGGACGAUGGUUGCCGGAGGUGGUGCCAGUGUCAUUUAUGCUGAUACAGUAGGAGAUUUAGGUUAUGCAUCAGAACUGGGCAACUACGCGGAGGAGGUCUUGCAUUAUGCAAGAGUCGUUAUCGAUUGUGCCACUGCAAACCCCGACGGUCGUAAGAGAGCCCUUCUCAUUGGAGGUGGCAUUGCUAACUUCACCGAUGUUGGUGCUACUUUCAACGGAAUUAUUCGAGCGUCGAGAGAAAAGGUAUAUUUCAGCUAAAAACGAUUAAACCUGAGUUCAUCGGUCGAGAUUCUCCUUUGACAUUC